GUGCUCUUAACGUUUACGUUUAACCACCAUCCGAAUAAUACGAUGCGCAUCACCAGAGACAACUUGCUUCACGCUGCCAAAUCCUUAUGCACUGAUUUCGCAUCCAAGAAAGAUCCUGACGCUCUCAUGACGCAUUUCUCUACGACACACCAAUGCGUAGCAUAUGAACAUGGUUUACCUAUUCUUGCUCCAUUUCUGGGACGUCACUUCGUCGGACGUGAUGGAGUACGAGAUUACUUCAAAACCAUAGCCUCGACUUUGAGCUUUGAGAGAAUGGAGUUUUCAGAGUAUAUCGUUGAUCCAGAAGUCCAGAAAGUUUCGGUGAAGGGCCGAGCAAGAUUCACCUGGUUGAGCUCAGAGCAGAGCUGGGACGAGAUAUUUACAUAUGUGCUGGACUUUGACGACGAUUGCAAGGUCACAGAUUAUCAUGUUUGGGCAGAUACAGGUGCUGCAUACCUUGCUAGCAAAGGUCAGCUGAGCACGGGUUAGGAUUGCAAGUAACUUGAAAUGUUCAAAAGUUUCACAUAUCACAUCUGACGUAUGCGUCCACGGGAUCUAACUAAGCGCCGUACGUGCAUGCCGUGUGCAUCCGAUUGGCAAAACCUGGCUACACCUUUUCCGCCUUGUCUCACCUACCACUUCGUCGG
Messenger RNA from Suillus discolor, 647 nucleotides. RefSeq lists its product as uncharacterized. The record is from RefSeq and is a predicted model, not a curated record. NCBI's taxonomy places the organism in Eukaryota, Fungi, Basidiomycota, Agaricomycetes, Boletales, Suillaceae. The coding region runs from base 43 to 489 and encodes 148 amino acids. The transcript is spliced from 2 exons.